AGUACCCACCGUGACACAGAGUUGUAAAGAUUGUAAGAAUUUGUCAACAAGGUACAACGGACGAAAUUGAUUGUGCAUAUCUAACAAUGGACCUUACACCAUUUGUUUAUCAGGAUACGGUAUAAGGAAAGCGUGUAACAGUGUUAUUGGAUAAGAUCAAAUCAUUUGAAAAAUGAGAGCAAUUCCUAAGUGGGUCGAGAAAAUACACGACCCUCACGAAAGAGGCGAUGUAGCAAGCAUACAUUCGAUAUGUUUCCAUCCGGAGGGCCUCCAACUAAUUGUCGGAGCCGGUGAUAAGGUGCUAGUUUACGAUCCGAACGAUGGGAACUUAAUUAGCUCGUUGAAAGGACACAAAGAUACCGUUCAUUGUGUAGCUUAUGCAAGGGAUGGUAAGAAAUUCGCUUCCGGUAGUGCCGAUAAGACGGUUAUCAUUUGGACCAAUAAGUUGGAAGGUUUACUCAAAUAUUCACACGGAGACUCUGUACAAUGUUUGUCAUUUAAUCCGAUAUCACACCAGUUGGCUUCGUGUGCCGUGUCUGACUUUUCAUUUUGGUCAUCGGAACAGAAAGCGGUUCAGAAGUAUAAAACAUCGGCACGCGUAAACGCUUGCGCCUGGACGAAUGAUGGGCAGUACAUAGCCCUCGGAAUGGCCAACGGAAUAAUUUCGAUUCGAAAUAAAGCCGGCGAAGAGAAAAUAAAAAUUGAGCGGCCUGGUGGGGUUAACAGUCCCGUAUUUGGACUAGCAUGGAAUCCACCAGCCAGUGGGUCCUCGGAUAUACUCUGCGUGAUCGAUUGGAGUCAAUCGUUGUCGUUUUACUCGCUUGGAGGACAGGCUAUUGGAAAAGAACGCAAUUUCAACUUUGAUCCAUUAUGUUUGAGCUUUUUCCCCGAUGGCGAAUUCUUGAUUGUCUCCGGAUGUAAUAAGGCUUUGCAACUAUUUACACGUGAUGGGAUCAGACUCGGAAUGUUGGGCGAGUUGCAUGAAUCGUGGAUAUGGGCAACGGCGGUACAUCCGCUUGGAAAUGCUAUUGUGGUCGGAUGUCAGGACGGAACUCUAGCAUGUUACAGCAUGGCUUUUAACACAGUUCACGCGCUAUACCGCGAACGGUACGCCUUUAGAGAAAACAUGUGUGACGUUAUUAUACAGCACUUGGUUUCUGGUCAAAAGGUACGCAUAAAAUGUCGGGAUUUGGUUCAUAAAAUAGCCAUUUAUCGGAACCGCCUAGCGGUACAAUUACCAGAACGGGUGGUGUUAUAUGAGUUGAGUUCAGCUGAGAAUCAGCCGAUGCAUUAUAAAGUUAAGGAAAAGAUUGCCAAGAAAUUCGAAUGUAGCUUGCUGGUUGUUUGCGCUCAUCAUUUGGUGUUGUGUCAGGAGAAAAAGUUGCAAAGUAUGGACUUCAAUGGAGUACUGCAGCGGGAGUGGAUUAUGGACAGCUUCAUACGUUAUAUCAAAGUAACUGGAGGCCCAGCGGGAUGCGAAGGUCUUCUGUUGGGAUUGAAAAGCGGACAAGUUUGGAGAAUUUUUCUAGACAACUCGCUGCCGAUUUUGGUAACGACGGUACUUUCAUCGGUGCGAUGCCUAGAUCUUAAUGCGACCAGAACCAAACUGGCUGUGGUUGAUGACGCUGGCAGGCUGGUGGUUCGAGAUUUAAUCAGUGACACAAUGUUGUAUCAGGAUUCGAAUGUCAACUCCGUCGCAUGGAAUACCCACCUGGACUCGAUGCUCUGCUAUUCACACACUACAGGAGGCUUGAGUGUUAGAGUAGGCUCACUUCCUCCAAGAAGUCCGCAAACGAUGCUUGGAGUUGUGGUUGGAUUGUGCGGGGCAACGGCCUUCUGCUUGCGAGGAAAUGUGAUGAGCAAUGUUCCGUUGGCGCUAGGUGCAACCAUGUGGCAGUUUGUCGAGGCUGGUUUGUUCGAGGAUGCCUAUCAGGUAGCUUGUCUCGGAGUGCCACUAAGCGACUGGGAAGGACUGGGACAAGCUGCCCUCGAGGCAAACAACUACCAGGUGGCGGGCGAUGCGUAUGUCAAGGUUCGAAAUCUUCCGUGGCUGGAAUUGAUUAACGAUUUCAAGGAGCGACAGAAGCGCGGAGACACCUCCAAAGAAGUGCUGUUGGCAGACACUUAUGCAUUUGCUGGAAAGUUCAAAGAGGCGGCUCGCUUAUAUCAGAAGGCUGGAAACAACAGCAAAGCAUUGGCGAUGUACAGUGAUUUGCGUAUGUUUGAUUUAGCGCAAGAGUUUCUGAAGGAAGGUAGUGCGGCUGAUAAGAAGGAGCUAAUCAGGAGACGAGCGGAGUGGGCUUGCUCUGUGCACGAACCGAGGGCAGCAGCUGAGUUGCUUCUUUCUGCUGGUGAAUCAGAACGUGCUAUUGAAAUAGUUGCCGAGCAAGGAUGGACUGAUGUUUUGCUGGAUAUUGGAAGGCGAUUAAAUGCUUCUGAGAAAGUACCCCUGGAGCAGAUAGCAACCCAUCUGAGAAGAUUGAAGGCAUUACCACUAGCCGCAGAAAUAUAUCGAAAGCUAGGCGAAGAAGAACAAGUUGUCCAAUUACAUGUGGAAGCACGAGAUUGGCCAGAGGCGUUUAGACUAGCUGAACACUUACCCAAAAUUUUGCCUUCCGUUCACUAUCAACAUGCUCAGUGGUUGGCAGAAUCCGAUCAAUUUAUUUCGGCUCAUGAAGCGUACGUUUUAGCUGGUAAACCUAAUGAAGCAACAAAGCUUUUGCGGAAUCUCGUAGACUGUGCCGUGUCCGAGGAACGAUAUUUGGAUGCUGGUUACUAUACCUGGUUGAGAGCAAGGCAGGCUCUGAAACUGCUAGAUAAUGAUUACAUUUCAACCGAACCAAAAAUUGUCGAGUACAAAUCUUUACUUAAGCUGGCUUCAAUUUAUUACGCUUACAAUACCAUCAAUGCUUACUUGAAGGAACCUUUUACCAGUAGUCCUCCGUUAACGUUAUUCAAUACCAGUCGCUUCAUUGUAAAUCAAAUCAGUGGGGCUUCGCCACCCAAAGGAGUAAGCCUUUUUGCUGUAUACUACACUCUCUCUAAGCAAGCAAAGGUGCUGGGAGCAAACAAACUACACCUUCAAAUCAACAACAAGCUGCUACUGUUGAAAGCACCUCCCGGUAUUCAGGAGCAGGUGGAUAUAAACUACAUAACUAGUAGAGCCUGUCCGGGUGGAUUCAACGACCCAGAAGAGUACCUACCGAUGUGCUAUCGAUGCUCUAACUAUAGUCCUCAUCUGCAUGGAAAUCGUUGUCCCAACUGCAGCCAGGAGUACGUGUUCUCGUACGUUUCGUUCGAAAUUUUGCCGCUGUCGGAGUUCAGUGUGGAAAACGAUAUCCCGGAACAGGAAGCUGAACGACUGUUGAUGGCACCCCCGAAAGCUAACGACUAUGGGAAGCCUGACCAAUUUAUCCAAGAAGAUAUGAUCGAUACAUACUCCUCCAGUUUGGAUCGGGAUGCACUGAGAGCGGUUGAUCCGCGGGAAGUGAUCGUUAUCAAAGGACCGAAACCUAUUCCGACAAAAUAUUACAAAAAUCUACUGCCUGAAUUACAGAUAACCGUUUGUCCGGAGUGUAGUAAUGCUUUUCAUUCGGAGGACUUUGAGCUGCAGGUUCUCCAAAAAGGAUACUGCCCGUUCUGUCGAACAACGGAAGACAAUUUACUUGGUUAACAGCUCAGUAGUUGCAAACUAUGUGCCCUACUAACUGCAUACAAAUUUGUGAUCUCAUUCCGUCCGGUACCACCGAAAGUGUGGUACUUUUUAUUUGCUAUUUAUGAAAUUGAUACACGUUUUACAUUGUAAUGUGAA
Topomyia yanbarensis is the source of this 3811-nucleotide messenger RNA. RefSeq names its product intraflagellar transport protein 122 homolog (gene Oseg1). The coding region runs from base 173 to 3673 and encodes 1166 amino acids. NCBI's taxonomy places the organism in Eukaryota, Metazoa, Arthropoda, Insecta, Diptera, Culicidae. The record is from RefSeq and is a predicted model, not a curated record. Gene Ontology annotation, cellular component: intraciliary transport particle A; non-motile cilium. Gene Ontology annotation, molecular function: protein binding. Gene Ontology annotation, biological process: protein localization to cilium; non-motile cilium assembly; intraciliary retrograde transport. The transcript is spliced from 7 exons.